GCCUUCAGCUGCCAUGAUGCGUGUGGCGCUCCGAUAGGAACAACGUUGAUGUCGGCUACCACAGAGCUGCCAAUUAAACACGAAUCUUAAGUUAGUAUACCGCAUCCUGAGCUGUCCCCGCCGGCCUUUCAUGGUCCGCCGCUUCACAUAUCCUUACUGAAACGUUCUUGUCCGGAGCAACUAAAAUGGCGCAGUGGUCAGGCCGAAUGUUCUGAAACUUCGCGAGAACUCCUGAGUCUCCACGUCCUCAGCGAGGCUGGAGUAGCCCAUACCGACGGAGUGGGAACGCUUUGGCUUUGUGACAUCCGGGUCCUUCUCUUUCCACACCUAUUGACGGGCCGCCGUUUGUUGUAGCCUCCGCUAGUGGAGGGGAGGAGAAGGGGGCAUUUGCUCCACUGCAACCGGUGGGGGGAAAAUGUCCAGCCCCGGGGUAACAGCAGCCGGAGGAGCGAGGGCUGGAGCGACAGCGGAGUGGGGAGCCUUCGAGGACAAUAUGCAGGGUGGGGGUUCUGCUGUAAUUGACAUGGAAAACAUGGAUGAUACAUCUGGCUCCAGCUUUGAAGACAUGGGUGAGAUGCACCAACGCAUGAAAGAAGAAGAAGAAGUGGAUGCAGAAGCAGCUGCUGCAGAUGAAGAAGAUGGAGAGUUUUUGGGGAUGAAGGGCUUUAAGGGGCAGCUGGGCCGGCAAGUAGCUGAUCAGAUGUGGCAGGCUGGAAAAAGGCAAGCCUCAAAGGCCUUCAAUCUUUAUGCCAACAUUGAUAUCCUCAGGCCCUACUUUGAUGUUGAGCCCAACCAAGUUCGGAACAGGUUGCUGGAAUCCAUGAUACCUGUAAAGAUGAUUAAUUUUCCUCAGAAGAUAGCUGGUGAGCUUUAUGGCCCUCUCAUGCUGGUCUUCACACUGGUGGCUAUCUUGCUGCAUGGAAUGAAGACAUCAGAUACUAUAAUUAGAGAAGGCACACUGAUGGGUACAGCAAUUGGCACCUGCUUUGGUUACUGGAUAGGUGUCUCCUCUUUCAUCUACUUCCUGGCAUACUUGUGCAAUGCUCAGAUCACCAUGGUCCAAAUGUUGUCACUCCUGGGUUAUGGACUUUUUGGGCAUUGCAUCACCCUCUUUGUAACCUACAAUAUCCACUUUCAUUCCCUUUUUUAUAUCUUCUGGUUGGGGAUUGGUGGCCUCUCCACAUUACGAAUGGUUGCUGUGUUGGUGUCACGCACAGUAGGCCAUACCCAACGACUCAUUUUGUGUGGAGCACUUGCCGCACUCCACAUGCUGUUCCUACUCUAUUUGCAUUUUGCUUAUCACAAGGUUGUAGAAGGCAUCCUGGACACAUUGGAAAGACCCAACAUCCCUCCCUUUCAGAGAGUUGCCAGAGACAUUCCAGUUGUUUCCUCCGGUGUACUGAAUGUCACAACCAAAGCGGUUGCUGCACUGACCUUGUAGCCUUACAGACUCUGGCAUGUUCUACCUGCCGCUACACAGGUCAUAUACUUUGCUGCUGUUUUUACCAGGGAAAAAGUAACAGCAGCUGGACAUGGUUUAAUCUGCAGAUCUCCUCUUGAAAGUGGAAGCAGAAGGCUCCCAGCAUGUUGCAGAGGAACUGUAUUUGUCCAGCCAAAUUGUGCUGGGCAGGGCGUGUGUACAUUUAGCUGGAUUUACGUAGCUCAAACUUUCCCUCCUGUGCUUGCUCUUGUCUUUUUAGCCUAUAAGCUUGUAAUCCUCUCCUUUGUUGAGAGAAGCAUUAAAUUAAAUGGAUGUUUGUUCCAAGCAAUCUCUUCCAUUGGACCCUCAUCACAAAUUCAGAAGAGCACAUGGUUCUGGGCUGUUUUCCUUCUGUUCUAAAACUACAACAAAAACCACUAUUAUAAACUCCUUUGCCCAAGGUGCUUCCAGUUGUGAGCAGCAUUUGGCUGUAGCUGACAAUUGCCUUCAUUCCUUACUACUUCAUGGGAGUGUUUAUUUUACAGAGAACAGGUAUCCCUAAUACCUUUUUAAAAACAGUUUCUGAAUUACAUAUAUUUAAUAUAAUGUCUUACAUGCUGAGACUGACAUUCUUCAGUUAGUUUGGCUUCUUUUGAAUUGUGUGACAGAUUCCAUGAGGGAUUUACUUUGCCUUUCUGGGCUUAAAUAGCAGGUCAUGUGUUCAGAAGAGAGAAUCAUUCUUACUCAAAUAGUAGUACUAAGCUCACUGAGUCAUGCAUUUGUGUUUGUAGCAGGAUCAGCCUUUAAGUCCCCCUCUCAAUGUCUUUAAAAAGCACAUUUAAGCUGUAGCUGGAACUACUGUUGAUACUUUGCAGAAAUCUGCUGUGGCCAUUAAGCCACUGCUUUUUAUGCACCAUAUACUUGUUGGCUGGACUCUUUCAGGGUAUACAAUAUGACUUCCUCUGGAUCAUAAAAGCACUUCAGUUUUUUUA
Messenger RNA from Varanus komodoensis (Komodo dragon), 2412 nucleotides. RefSeq names its product Yip1 domain family member 3 (gene YIPF3). Lineage: Eukaryota; Metazoa; Chordata; Lepidosauria; Squamata; Varanidae. Bases 416 to 1441 code for a protein of 341 amino acids. The transcript has 9 exons. Gene Ontology annotation, cellular component: Golgi apparatus. The record is from RefSeq and is a predicted model, not a curated record.